CGGCGAGGUCGGUGGCGUUGGUUGUGCCCGCCGAUCAUGGAUUCUCAGAAGGACGUUCAGCCUCCAAAGCAGCAGCCAAUGAUUUACAUUUGUGGAGAAUGUCACACAGAAAAUGAAAUAAAGGCAAGAGAUCCUAUCAGAUGCAGAGAAUGUGGCUACAGAAUAAUGUACAAGAAAAGGACAAAAAGAUUGGUGGUUUUUGAUGCCCGAUGAUGUCCACUGAAGAUACAGCAGCUUUGUGAUGCAGUUUAAUCUCUUUGAUGACUGCUUUGUAAAUCCAUUUAUGUACCAAUGCCU
This is a messenger RNA of Dryobates pubescens (Downy woodpecker), 297 nucleotides long. RefSeq names its product RNA polymerase II, I and III subunit K (gene POLR2K). The record is from RefSeq and is a predicted model, not a curated record. Bases 37 to 213 code for a protein of 58 amino acids. Gene Ontology annotation, biological process: DNA-templated transcription. The transcript has 4 exons. Gene Ontology annotation, molecular function: zinc ion binding; DNA binding; DNA-directed RNA polymerase activity. Gene Ontology annotation, cellular component: RNA polymerase I complex; RNA polymerase III complex; RNA polymerase II, core complex. NCBI's taxonomy places the organism in Eukaryota, Metazoa, Chordata, Aves, Piciformes, Picidae.